Ilex paraguariensis (yerba mate) is the source of this 867-nucleotide messenger RNA. The record is from the annotation of a GenBank genome assembly. NCBI's taxonomy places the organism in Eukaryota, Viridiplantae, Streptophyta, Magnoliopsida, Aquifoliales, Aquifoliaceae.
AUGAGAAACCUACUCUCAUCUUUCCCUCUUCUGGUGAUCUUCUUCAUCCAUUGCAAUCCAAUUUCUGCUCAAUCUCCGGCACAGGCACCAGCACUGCCCCAGCCCCAGCCACAGCCACCGUCACUGCCCCAGCCCCAGCCACAGCCACCAGCACUGCCACAGCCACUGCCACCGGCACUGCCACCAGCACUGCCACAGCCACAGGUAACGGCACUGGCUCCAGCACCAUCGGGUACUCCAACCAAUGUCACAGCAAUUUUAGAGAAGGCCAGGAGAUAUAGUAUAUUUAUCAAACUACUAAAGAGUACCCAAGUAGAUUCUCAUAUCUACGCACAGCUCAACAAUUCAAACGUGGGGCUAACCAUUUUUGCACCAGCUGAUAGUGCUUUUGCUGGCCUCAAAUCAGGCACACUGAACGCAUUCAGUGCUGGACAGCAAACCCAAUUGACGCAGUUCCAUAUCAUUCCUUCUUUUAUCUCUUUUUCGCAGUUCCAAACUGUGACCAACCCGUUAAGUACUGAGGCUGGUGGUAACAAGGACAAUGAGUUUCCGAUAAAUAUCACCACAUCAGGGAGUCAAGUGAACAUUACAACUGGGAUUGUAAAUGCAACAGUGACCGGCAUUGUAUAUACCGAUAACCAGCUAGCCGUUUAUCAGGUGGACAAAGUGCUCCUUCCGAUGUAUUUUUACGCGACUCCUGCACCAGCUCCAGCACUAGCACCAUCGAAGCCCAAGAAGCCGGCUCCAAUUACUUCUUCGACAGGGUCUUCUGUUGCUUCUGUUAAUACUUCUGGUGCGGUUCAGCAGGCAUUAGACGCAAUAUUCUUUCUGGUUGCUGUUUCUUCUGCAUUGUCUUUAUACCUAUGA